Messenger RNA from Bolinopsis microptera, 2822 nucleotides. RefSeq lists its product as uncharacterized. The coding region runs from base 11 to 2314 and encodes 767 amino acids. The record is from RefSeq and is a predicted model, not a curated record. Gene Ontology annotation, biological process: positive regulation of double-strand break repair; protein localization to site of double-strand break; DNA damage response. Gene Ontology annotation, cellular component: site of double-strand break; nucleus. The transcript has 11 exons. Lineage: Eukaryota; Metazoa; Ctenophora; Tentaculata; Lobata; Bolinopsidae.
AAUUCAGGUCAUGUCGUCACCGACCAGAAAACGGCAAAAGCUUAGCUCACCAAAACAGCCGUCUAUAGAAACCAUCCCAAUCAGCAGUGAAAGUGAGGAUGAAGACAAGCCAAUGCACAUUCCCUUUAUUCAAGUAGAGGAUAUAUCAGACGAUGAAAAGGAUGUCAAACCAUCAAUUGUUCAUACUCCUCUUGGAAUGCGAACAUCCUCCGAGGCACCCUCAUCAUCCUCAGCGGUGAAUUCCCCCAUGAAGAUGCUCUCCCAAGCAAACAUCUUUGACAAUAUUCGUGUAGCAUGUACACCCCCAAUCCCACAAUCCAGUGCUGGUGUCGGCAGCAAUCCCAACAUUGAGGUAUCUAAAGCAGACUCCCAGAGUAAUGUUAUUUCAACCACCACCAUGUUGUCCCCCUUUUCUAAUGAAAAUAGGAUAUCAACUCUUGGGUCACCCAGAUACAUGGUUCAAGAGAUCUCGUCAACUGUGGUUACGCACAAGCGGUUCCUUCUUACCGGAUUGAAUAAUUGUAAACACGAGACGAAAGAGAGGAUAAAGAUAAUGAUAAAGCAGCUGGGAGGGGAGUAUAUAGAGUGCCCUAACUUUGUGGAGCGAUGUACUCACAUAGUGUUAGGGAGGCCCAACACCGGGGAGAAGUACAUGGGUGGACUGAUGACUGGCAAGUGGCUGUUAAAGACAGAGUAUGUGGAGGAUAGUUAUGCGGAGGGUUACUGGCUGGAGGAGGAGAAGUAUGAGUGGACUAAGGAUGUUAUUGAACGAUUGAACCCGGAGACCUCCGACUCAGACCCGGAGUUAGCGAAGUUAGCAAGUUCUGCCAGGAGAUGUAGGAUGCGAUACAAUGCUGAGGGUCCGUUUCAUGGCUGGACAGCAAGCAUUCUCAGUAAUCAUCCCAGACGACUUGAAUGUUAUGAAAGGCUAUUCAAAGCUGGUGGGGGUCGAGUGAUAAACAUCCAGGACUACCGGAAAAGAAAAGACGAGCUCACCUUCAUUCUUGUUGACAACCCUGACCAAACCCACAUCCCACUAAAAAGUCCCACAGUUCCUCUUCUGAGAAUCAACUAUAUUCAUAACGUUGUGCUUGAGGACGAGAAACCAGACAGAGACCUGUACAAGGUAAAAAGAGAAGACGCCCAGAACGAGUUGCCCACUAUCCCCUGGGUCUGUACUUUCAGCAACGUCAGAAAACAGAUUAAUCUUACUUCUAAGAAGCAGUGUGAUAGAAAACUGUUGGACUACAUAGACGGUGUGAUGUGUUCCGAAUCGUGGGGUGGAAUACUGUUACCCCUGACCAGCAACCAGAGACCACCAGCUGGCAUGCUCAGACAAGUCAUCAACAAGUCUCUACUUCCCCGACCCUCCUCCGAGUUCGGAGCAGUACGUCAGGUCAUGUCGGACCUCUACAUUCUAUCCUGGUUCAUACAACCAAUGCAUGAUAACCGAGACUACUACGCUAACCUCAUGCAGUUAAAAGAUAGACCCAAACACAACGCUGACAAAUUCCUAGCACUUUUCGAUGACGCAGUGAAAUGUGACAAAGAAAGGAAACACCCCCAAUCACCACGAUACCUGAUAUUCUGGUUGGAGCUGCUUGAAAAGGAUUUCUACAACUGGGAGAGGCGGACAAACUUCUCAAAGCCUUUGGUUGAGAGGAUUAUGAACUCGUGGCACCAUGUUAAGCCGGUGUUUAAGGUCUUUCUCAAAGCUUACACUAUCGUCAUGAUCUCUGAAAGUGCAGAUAACAAACUGAAGAUGGCGAUGAACUCCCAGCUGAUCGUUUACUUUACCUGUAACGAGAUAAAGAGGGUAGCAAAGCAAGAGGAACAGUAUCAGGCAGGAACCACGCUGGACGUCAUCGCGGACACGGUGCGCAAUGUCAUGACAACCACACUCAAGAGCCGGGAUGUGAGGCGCGUGCACGUGCUGAUUCACAUGCUCAGCUUCUCCUACACUCUCAUGACCAUGGUCUUCAAUAAGGUGUUACUGACACUCAGUCAAUCGAAAGUCCCAGAACAUUACAAGGUUCUAGCAGACAGACCGCCUUCCUGGGAGAAAUUCUACAAUUUCUUCUUGCACUUGCGUUACACAGACCCCUCACCUCCCACCCCUACCUACACUACCGACAUCUACCUUAUCAUUCUGUCCGCCAUGUUCCGGGCCCUGCUAUCAGAACACUCUAAACCUCCAGCAGAACUUAACCCCAGAGAUAAGACCCUAGAUCUACAACGGACUCUGUCCUCUAACUGUGAGAUAAGCUUGGGUAGUAGACUCGUGUUGAGACUCCUGGUUAAGGCUGUCUCGUGAUGUUAGAUUUUGAUUUAGAAUUUUUUGCUGGAAUUGAAAUUUGUCAAGUCCCGCUUUCAGCCUAUUUGUUUAGACUUUGGUUGAUUUAACUGUUUCGACUAUAACUAAGGCUGGUCGUAUCCAGUUUUUGUUUUUGAUGCAGUGAUUUGUGAAUUCGUUACGCAUUUCACAAAAUCUAUGAUAAUGAUAAUCCUAUUAUUUAUACACUACGUAAUCUUUGGGGCUCAGUAGCAUUAUUUUUUAACCAAAUGAAAAUGCCUCAAAAACAAAUUCCACCCUCCCUGAUGAAUAAGGGACCAGGUUGCAACUUUGGCUGACUAUUAUUUGUUCCUUAUUUUAACAGACGCAAUUUAAAUGGUAACGAUUCACAUUUUAUCAUAUUUGUAUCCUUGAAUGCGUUACUUCCGCAACUUAGCCGUUAUGAUACAUUUUCUAUGUAAUUUAUCUGUAAAUAGCAGAUUGCUAGGGAGUAUCUAUUUGCUUUUAGGUCGACCUGAUAGUUUUGCUA